GGGGAACCGCCUGCCCCGCGCCUCUCCGGAGCAGAGGACCUGGAGCGGGGCUGGGUCCUCCUCCCGCCCCCGUCCUCCACCUCCCACGUGGAGUCAGGGUUGACCCUCCUGGGAGGUCUCCCAGGCUGCUAACUCAACAGAUCUUUCCCCGCAAAAAAAGUGAGACCUGUGCCCAUUUGACAGCCCUUGGCGGGAACGUACCUUUAGUUAAGGGCAGACUAGGAUUUGAAUCCAUCCAGAGCUCCUAUGAUCCUCUGCUCUGCGCUGGGCGGCUGGGCGUGGGGCUUCCCAUCCCACCGCACCAGAUAGCUUGCCUACCUGAGGUGAGGGGCUAAGGAGGACCCUCCCCUCUCUUCAGGGGUCCCUGGCACAGCCGUCUUCAUGGGUGAGCCAUGAGCCACCAGAUCCUGCUGCUCCUGCCCGUGCUGACCCUGGGCCUGGCUACCUCCCAGCAGGGAGACAAGGUGCCCUGUAAGAUGGUGAACAAGGAGGUCUCCUGCCAGUGCCGCGGCCUGGCGCAGGUCCCCUCGGGGCUGCCGUGGGACACGGAGGCCCUUGACCUGUCUGGAAACCAGCUUCAGAGCAUCCUGGCCUCGCCCCUCGGCCUCUACGCAGCGCUCCGCCACCUGGACCUGAGCGCCAACGAGAUCAGCUUCCUCCAGCCGGGCGUCUUCCAGGCCCUGUCCCACCUGGAGCACCUCAACCUGGCCCACAACCGCCUGGCGCUGAGCGCCGGGGGCCUGGGUCACCUGCCGCACCUGAGCUCGCUGGACCUGUCCGGGAACAGCCUGUACAGCGGCCUGCUGGAGCAGCUGCUGGGGGAGGCGCCCGCCCUGCGCACCCUGGCCCUGGCGGAGAACAGCCUGACCCGCCUCGCCCGCCAGACCUUCGGGGGCACCCCCGCCCUGGAGCGGCUGGACCUGCACAGCAACGUGCUCAUGGACAUCGAGGACGGCGCCUUCGAGGCCCUGCCCCGCCUGACCCACCUCAACCUCUCCCGGAACUCCCUCACCUGCAUCUCCGACUUCAGCCUCCCGCAGCUGCGGGUGCUGGACCUGAGCUGCAACAGCAUCGAGGCCUUCCAGAUGGCCCCCGAGCCGCAGGCCGGCUACCAGCUCACCUGGCUGGACCUGCGGGAGAACAAGCUGCUCCGCUUCCCGGACCUGGCCGCGCUCCCGGCGCUCCUCUACCUGAACGUGUCCAACAACCUCAUCAGCCUCCCCGCGCGGCCGCCCCCGGGGGGCAAGGCCACCCAUGCCCCUUCCGAGGGCUGGUCGGCCUCGCCCCUCUCGGACCCCCCCGGCCGCCGCCGGAACGCCAGCGCCCACCCCCUCUCCCAGCUCUCGAACCUGGAUCUGAGCUACAACGAGAUCGAGCUUGUCCCCGAGGGCUUUCUCGAGCACCUGACCUCCCUGCGCUUCCUGAACCUCAGCCGGAACUGCUUGCAGGCCUUCGAGGCUCCGCGGGCGGGCUCGCUGCCCUGCCUGGUGCUCCUGGACGUCAGCCACAACGCGCUGGGCACGCUGGAGCUGGGCGCCGGGGCCCUGGGGUCUCUGCGGACGCUGCUCCUGCAGCACAACGCCCUGCGCGGCCUGCCCCCGCAAACCUUUGCCGGCCUGGCGAGCUUGCAGAGGCUCAACCUGCAGGGGAACCGGGUCAUUCCGUGUGGGGGGCCGGGCGGGCCCGGGUCCUCCGGCUGCGUGGACUUCUCUGGCAUCUCCUCCCUCCGCAGCCUGAACUUAGUGGACAACGAGCUGGAGACGCUCCGGGCGGGUGCCUUCCUCCACACGCCCCUCACAGAGCUGGACCUCUCUUUCAACCCGGGCCUGGAUGUGGCCACGAGGGCCCUGGCGGGCCUGGAGGCCUCCCUGGAGGUGCUGGCCCUGCAGGGCAACGGGCUGGAGGUCCUGCAGGUGGACCUGCCCUGCUUCAGCUGCCUCAAGCAGCUCAACCUCGCCGAGAACCGCCUGAGCCGCCUGCCGGCCUGGACGCAGGCCGUGUCUCUGGAGGUGCUGGACCUGAGGAACAACAGCUUCAGCCUGCUGCCCAGCAGCGCCAUGGGCGGCCUGGAGACCAGCCUGCGGCGCCUCUACCUGCAGGGCAACCCGCUCAGCUGCUGCGGCAACGGCUGGCUGGCGGCCCAGCUGCACCAGGGCCGCGUGGACGUGGACGACGCCACCCGGGACCUGACCUGCCGCUUCGACUCCCAGGAGGAGGUGUUCCUCAGCCACGUGCGCCCCGAGGACUGUGAGAAGGGGGGGCUCAAGAACGUCAACCUCAUCAUCAUCCUCACCUUCACGCUCGUCUCCGCCGUCGCCCUCGCCAUGCUGGCCACCUGCUGCUGCGUCCGCCAGCAGAAGUUCAACCAGCAGUACAAAGCCUAGAGCAGCCGGGCUGCAGGAGAGCUCAGUGGGGAGCCCCUCCCAGGAUGGCGGGGUGGGGGGGGGGGGAGCCGAGGGGAGCCUGAGGCACAGAGGAGGGCGAGGUCCAAACCAGGGCCACACCGUGAGCGUGAGCGGGGGGUCCCAGAGCCCUGGUCUCUGAACCCCAGCCCGGGCUUCCUGUCGCCGCCUCCUGCCACACUGGUAGGUGCCGCACUUCCCGGGCCUCACAUGUGCUCCAGCUGCAGACGCUGGACGCCGAGCUGUAUCGGGAGUGACGAAGAAUGAGGAUGACCCAUCAGAUCAACAAAUCUUCACCCGACAUCUGUUUUGUGCCACACCCUGCGCUGGGCACGGAGGACACAGCAAGCAUCUCCCCAUUGGGGCGGGGAUGGCAACCCAGCGCUGUGCAGGGACCACACAGUGCGGAGCCCAGGGCUGUGAGUGCUGGAGAGGGAGGGGGGUCGGCUGGGAAGUGGGGGAGUCCUGCCCCGCCAGGCCAGGGCCGGGGAAGGGAAAGACCGGGAGGAUUUGUCUGAGGCCUUUCCAAGGAGACUGUUUGUCACAUCUUCUGAUAAUGACUCUCAGCUUCUCUGGAACAUGACGAACUUGUAACAGGAAGAGAACCGGAGCCACAUGCGCGUGCUUGGGGCCCAGCACUCCAGGCAGACCGUGGCGGCUGCAGCAGGUCGGGUUCCCAGGCUGCUGCCUUGGGCUUUGGCCAGCCCUGGUCCGUCAUUUCCGGCUCCGGGCAGACUCUUUGCCCCACCUGGCUCUCUGGGGUUGCACACUGGCCCCAGUACCGCCGUGGCCUCCUCCACUCCCCGCUCCAUCCCAGGAGGGGAAGGCCUGAGGCCUCUGGUUCUGUUUGGCCCCAGGCUUGGCAGCUGUAGCAAACCCAAGGCUGCGUCUGCCCCUUGAUGACAACCUUCUGAGGCUGGUAUUUAACACCAGUUUAUAAAAGGGGCUCCAAGCCUCCCUGCAGGGUAUCCCGGCUACAAAAUGCGGCACUGAGAUUCAGAACCACAUCAUCCUGACUCGGGGGGAUGAGCUUUGCCGCUGCGGGGCUGCUGGCUGGCUGUCGGGGGGACAGAAAGUGGGCCCCGUUGCUGGCACGGGGCCUGGGAGCAUCCUGCACUGUACAUCCCACCAGUCCCUCUCUCUCCACUCUCCCAAGCAGGCAGAGAGAAGACAGGCGGCCACGGGCCCUCUCUUCCUCUGCCUCAGUUUCCCCUCGCUCCCUCCUUUGCAGAUUGGUGUGGGUUCUUUCUCUCCUCUUGCUCUUGCAUUCCCAUUUUCCAAAGAGCACAGCCUAGAAUGUGAGACCAUGGAGUCCCACCUCCCCCUUACACAGAUGGGGAAACUGAGGCUUAGGAAGAGAAAGGGACUUGCUCAGAGAUGCACAAGUCAGUGGCAGAGCCUGUGGGAAAAAGGUGGAUUCAGACCCCAUUACGGGUGUCAGGAGGUGGAUUGGGGAGAUUGGACCUGAGUGAUUUUUCUGCUCUCUCAGGUGCCACAUCACAAGAUAAUGCUCCAGCCGCUCUUUUGGGUCCACCCCCUCUUAGAAAAGUGGGUUAAAAAAAAAAAAAAAUCCAGAUCUAAACCCUUGUUCCUCCUGCCCAUGGAACCAUGGGCUGUCCUGGGACCAGCCCAGGGCCCUAUGCUGUUGUCUUCCCCUCCCACCUGUGCUUGGCUGGGGUCUGGUUCAGGAUGGUGCUGGGUGAAGUGUGAGACAAUGAACACUCCACUCUCUCUGCCCCAUUCUACAGAUGGAAAAACUGAGGCCCAGAGAGGGAUCGAGGAGUCAGGAAGUCAAUGGCAAAGCCAGGGCUGGAACUUGAUGUCCUGGCCCCAUCUGGGGCCCUGGGGGUCUGGGGGGCAGCCCAGGGGCCCAGUCCUGGUUGAAUUGUGACAGAGGUGCUCACAGCACACACACACUCUUUCUCAGGCUUGGGGCAGGUGUGGGCCCCUCCACGCCUGGUCUUUGAAAACACUACACAAUGCUGCUCUCACCUCCCAGGGCCAGGCCACAGCCCAGGCCCCGGGACUAGCUCUUUGUAUAACCACAUGAAUGUAUUAAAAAAUGAUGUUGGAGACAC
This is a messenger RNA of Pipistrellus kuhlii (Kuhl's pipistrelle), 4480 nucleotides long. RefSeq names its product leucine rich repeat containing 32 (gene LRRC32). Gene Ontology annotation, cellular component: cell surface. Gene Ontology annotation, biological process: immune response; transforming growth factor beta receptor signaling pathway. Bases 393 to 2384 code for a protein of 663 amino acids. Gene Ontology annotation, molecular function: transforming growth factor beta binding. Lineage: Eukaryota; Metazoa; Chordata; Mammalia; Chiroptera; Vespertilionidae. The record is from RefSeq and is a predicted model, not a curated record. The transcript is spliced from 3 exons.